Chelonia mydas (Green sea turtle) is the source of this 9344-nucleotide messenger RNA. It is a transcript of the gene LMNA, whose product is annotated as lamin A/C. The transcript has 12 exons. Bases 5365 to 7347 code for a protein of 660 amino acids. Lineage: Eukaryota; Metazoa; Chordata; Testudines; Cheloniidae. The record is from RefSeq and is a predicted model, not a curated record.
ACCCUCAUGGAGGGCGGAGCGGCGGCAGAUUAACCCCUUCGAGGGCGCUGGGCGGGCUCCCGUCCUGCGCAGCUGCUGCAGAUAAGGAGGGGGUGGGGGGCGGCGGCUGGUUGGUUGGUGCAGUGGGUAAAGGGGGCAGGUCGUGGGGGGCUGCCCCCUGGGGGAGCACUGGGUGGGGUAAGUCAUGCUCAGCCAUGGGGGGGCUGGGGGGGGCACCCCUGGGCGGGGCUCCCCUCCAAACGCUGCCUCUGCGGGAAAGAGAAGCAAGGGACCCAGGGCGCCCUUCUCCCCCCCCCGCUGCAGAAGUGACCCUGCCCCACUCCAGGCCCCUGUGUGGGGCGGGGGAAAGGGCAGCUCCCUUCCCCUUGCUGUCUGCUGGGCGCGGGAGCCGAGCACCGAGCAAACCCCUCUGUCCCAGAGCCUGUUCCUCGUGGGCAGAGCCGGUGAGCCCCAAGCCCCCUUUUCCAGUGUACCCCACAGCCCCUCCUCCGUCUCCCCCAGGCCUUUACCCCUCCUGAGCCCCACACGCUGCCACCCCCAGGCUGUCUCUCGUCAUCGCCAGCGACGUGGUGAUAGCGCCUGGGAGCCCCAGUCGCAGAACCCGGACCCCCAUGGUGCUAGGGGCUGUACAAAACAAAGAUGGUUUCUGCCCUUGAUCCCAUCAGGCAUUUGGAUCUGCCCCUUCCCCCGCCCCGCACAGGGACUGAGCCGUAAGUAUCUAGAUAGCUGCCAUCUGAAGCGCACCCCACCCCUCGACAGCCUUUAUCCCAUAGCCCCCCCCCCCGCACCUGCCCUUCCCGUGCCACCAACCUUGCCCUCCUUUGCUAACGUAAUCCCCGCCCCGAUCCCACCUGUGUAACACUGAACCCCCUUUGUCCCUGACCCCAGCCAAGCUCCCUCCGCCCCUGAGCUUCCAAGGCACAGCAGAGUUUAGCAGGGGCCCCUCCAAACUUUCCAGAUGCCUGAAUCUGAGAGGGGCUUUGUUAAAGGCAGGGGGGCUGUAGGGGAGGGCGCUCCCUGGCUCUUUAAGGUGUUGUCCAGGGGCGGGGGAGAUGCCUGCUCCAGAGCAGGAUCAGAGCUGCCAUCUUGCUCUCAUCUGGGCUCAUCCUUGGCCUUGCAUUGCUGGGCUGGAAAGAGCCUGGAGUGCCCCCGUGGGAGGCAGAGCACAACUGGCUAACUCUCGUGCGUGCCCCCCCUUGCUCUCCUGUGGUAUCCUUGGGCGGGGCUUGCACUGAGCAGCGUGCGCAGCUGUACACAGAGCAAAACCCUACCAAAACAAACCCCUCUGUGGCACGCCCUGUUCUCCUGGGGAGAGGAGCAGAGAGAACAAUGGAUAUUAGUCCCAUUACUUAAUGCAUGACUGGAAGGGGGUGGGGUGAAAGAACCUGCAGCAUGGAAUUGAUUGAGCAAUAACCUUCCCUGCCCCUAAAGGGCACUGGUGCUUGCUGGGGCAGUGCCUUCCUGGAUUGACAGUGCAGGAGGGCUUCAGUAAAGCUGCCUGUUUUUCAUAUGGGAGCCUUCCCUAUUGGUUAGCGCAGGAGCCUGGCUGACAAGGCGUCCUGCGUUCUAUUCCUGGCUCCGGAAGGGGGUGUGGUCUAGUAAUUAGAGCCGGGGACUGGGUACUAGGAGACUUGGGUACUAUUCCCAGCUCUGCCACUGAUUCAUUGUGUGACCUUAAGCAAGACACUGCACUGCCCUGUGCCUCAGUUUCCUCCAUCAGAUAAUCUUUGAAAAGCACUGUGAGAGCGAGGAGAGAGGAAAGAUGGGCCAGUGGGUUCAGGCCCUAGCCUGGGACUCAGGGAACUGCAGUUGAAUUCCCUGCUCUGCCCCAGAGUCCCUCUGUGACCGGGGUGAGUCAUUUAGCCUCUCUGUGCCUCAGUUUCCCCAUUUGUACAAUGGGGAUAUCGGCACGGCCCUGCUGCACAGAGGAUGUGAGGAUAAAUACAUGGAGGAAUGGGGAGGCCCUGACAGUGAUGGGGACCAGGUGUUAUAAUUUAUUAUUGCGAUGGCACAUGGGAGCCCCGCUCACAGACCAGGGCCCCAUGGUGCUAGGGGCUGUAUAGACAAACCCAAAAGAGAGAAGGACCUUGUCUAGCUACCUAGCCAGAUCUAGGGUUAAAAAAGUGCUAUAGUUCUCAAUCGUUCCAGACUACUGUACCUCUUUCAGGAGUCUGAUUUGUCUUGUGUAUCCCCAAGUUCCGCCUCACUUAAAAACGACUUGCUUACAAAAUCAGACCUAAAAAUACAAAAGCGUCACAGCUCGCUAUUAUGGACAAAUUGCUGACUUUCUCCUUAUAACCAUAUAAUUAUAAAAUAAAUCAGCUGGAAUAUAAAUUUUGUACUUACAUUUCGGUGUAUAGUAUAUAGAGCCGUAUAAACAAGUCUGUAUGAAAUUUUAAUUUGUACUGACUUGGCUAGUGCUUUUUAUGUAGCCUGUUGUAAAACUUGGCAAAUAUCUAGAUGAGUGGAUGUACCCCCUGGAAGACCUCUGCGUACCCUCAGGGAUACACGUACCCCUGGUUGAACCCUUGCUAUAGAGGGUUAUUACUCUCGUAAGCUGAUGAGCGAAGACUUCCCCGACUGGGGAGGGGGAGAUCAGUGAAGAAGGAAAUUGGGAUUCGGCUUCCUGCACUAAGACACCAAUUCUGUGUCGCCUCUGGCCCAACAGGUCCCUGGCCUAGGUGUCAUCGCUGCGUAAAUAUGGCUAACGUGUCCCCCCUGGGGACGAUGCUGCCUGCAGCAGGCUGGUCCUGAGAUCAGUGCAGUCCACGAUGCCCAUGUACGGGGUGGAGGAGGCAGCCUCAGCUGCUGCUGAGGUGGGGCAAUCAGUUGCCACCCUCUCUAGAGGAAGAAGCUGGCUGGAUAGUUGCUUCCUACUCUGAUCCUGCUGCCAGGUUGGAGGGGGAGAGGAAAGGGGGGUCCCGUUGUCUCUAGAGAUGAGCCCCCGUGCACCCACCCACACGCGCACACAGCUGCUUUCUCUGUCAGGACAUUGGGCUAUCCUUAGCGUCCACCCUCUGUGUAUCAGCUGCUGACAUGCUGUCUGAACCCAGCUGAGCCUGAUGGGACUGGGACCCAAAAGCUAUCUAACAAGCUCUAAGAACAGGAGGACUUGUGGCACCUUAGAGACUAACAAAUUUAUUUGAGCAUAAGCUUUCGUGGGCUAAAGCCCACUUCAUCGGAUGCAUGCAGUGGAAAAUACAGUAGGACGAUUUUAUAUACACAGAGAACAUGAAACAAGCUCUGCCUGCUAGAAGCGGCUUGGGCCUGGUCUGAGUGACAGUGGGAGGGGAGGGGAAAUGUCCUGGUCCUGCCCCCCACCCUGUGCAUCGUCUAUGCUGGCCCACCACUUGGUCGAGAUGUAUUUAGAGACAGCAGUCAGAUCUCCUCUCAGCCUGCGCUUUGCCAGGCUCAACAAGUCAAGCUCUUGUAGUGUCCUCUUGUAAGACUGGUUUUCCGUUCCCUGGAGCAGUGGUUCUCAACCAGGGGUACACGUACCCCUUAGGGUACGCAGAGGUCUUCCGGGGGUACAUCAACUCAUCUAGAUAUUUACCUAGUUUUACAACAGGCUACAUAAAAAGCACAAGUGACGUCAGUACAAGCUAAAAUUUCAUGCAGACAAUGACUUGUUUAUACUGCUCUCUAUACUAUACACUGAAAUGUAAGUACAAUAUUUAUAUUCCAGUUGAUUUAUUUUAUAAUUAUAUGGGGAAAAUGGGAAAGAGAGCAAUUUGUCAGUACUAGUGAGCUGUGACGCUUUUGUGUUUUUAUGUCUGAUUUUGUAAGCAAGUUGUUUUUAAGUGAGGUGGAACUUGCGGGUACGCAAGACAAAUCAGACUCCUGAAAGGGGUACAGUAGUCUGGAAGGGUUGAGAGCCACUGUCCUGGAGCAUCCUAGUAACACUUCUCUGUGGCUGCUCCAGUGUGAAUUCACUCCUGAGUCCUGCCUGGUUUUACUAUUAGACCACACUCCUUGCUUUGAUCCGAGUAUCUUGCCAGCCUCCUGCUCGAACUAGGGGCUUGUCUACACUUAAAAUGCUGCAGCGGCACAGCUGUGGGACCGGGUGUGGAUUUUUCACAUCCCUGAGUGAUGUAGUUAUACUGACCUAAUUUCCUAGUGUAGACACAGCCUAAUAGACCACUGCUAGUGCUUGGAAGAGAAUGCAGGACUCCUGACUCCCUGAAGCUGCCAGAUCUGGGCAGUAGAAUCCGGGAGUCUUGACUCUCACUAGCCACUGGACCAUGUCCCUCACUUAAGGGGGUUACUGUGUAUGCUGAGUGGCUGCCUCACCCCAGCACCCACAAGGUCCCUUGAUGCCAUGACCUGGCCUGGCACAGAUCUGGUUUGGGAUGGGAGGUGUCUCUAAGAGCUUGUCUACACAAGGGGAAAUUGUUGCAGAGUAAGCCUGGUUGUGAAUUUAAAGCACAGUAGCUCUCCAGGUGGACGCUCUCAUUCCAGCAGGAGGGUGCCUUUUUCUGGCAUAGCUUAAUCCACUUCCAAUGAGAAAUGGGCUGCUUCGUAUUCCAAAUGAGCAUGCCCACAUGAGGUUAAAGCAGGUUAAAUUCACACCUUUUGUUAAUUUGGAUAAACUUUCCUGGGUGUCUCCCUGUAGGAAAGGCCUUAUUCUGGAACAAGAAUGUCCACCUGGGGGGCUAUUCUGGUCAACUACCCCACGUAGAUAAGCUCUAAGUCCUUGUGUGAGCACUCUUAUUCUGGAGGCAGGGUGGCCUAGUGGAUAGAACACUGCACUGGGCUUCAGGAGAUCUGGCUUUGCCACCACCCUGCUGGGUGACCCUGAGCAAGUAAUUUCCCUGCCCUCUGCCUCAGUUUCCCCACCUGCAAAAUGGAGAUCAUGAUACUGACCUCCUUUGUAAAGUGCUUUGAGAUCUACUGAUGAAGAGUGCCCCAGAAGAGCUAGGGAUUGCUAUUUAUUAUUUUUAUUCUGGAACAAGAGUGGCACUUCGCAGUUCAGUUUAAACCCCGUCCAAAGCAGCAUAAACUAAACUGCAAAAGGUGCUCAGAUUCCAGAAUACUCAUACGGGGAUUACACCACUGUCAUUAGAGCUGUUUAAAUUCACAUCUGAACACAUCUUGCUGUAACUUUUCCCUUGUGGACAAGCCCUUAUUUUAAACAUCGCCUGUUCUUCCAGGAGCCUCUGCUCCUUUAAAUAAUCAAAGCAGGGGGCUGGCCCUAUUUUGCCUAGCCGUGUCCACUCCCCCAUCUCCUACUUCCCAAGGAUAUUUGAGCCGAGAUCCGUGCAAGUGACUCAGACUGUCAGUACCAGAGAGGCAGACGCAGACGCAGCUCCAGAGAUCUGAGUCACCGACCCGUGUUCCCGUCUCUCUGCCAGGCUGUGAACCGCGAUGGACACCCCAUCUCAGAAGAGGGCCACACGGAGUGGGGCGGGUGGCACCCCGCUCUCUCCAACCCGCAUCACCCGCCUGCAGGAGAAGGAGGAUCUGCAGGAGCUCAACGACCGGCUGGCUGUCUAUAUUGACCGGGUGCGCUCGCUGGAGUCGGAAAACGCAGGUCUCCGGCUGCGCAUCACCGAGUCCGAGGAGGUGGUGAGUCGUGAGGUGUCGGGCAUCAAGUCGGCCUACGAAUCGGAGCUGGCGGAUGCCCGCAAGACCUUGGAUUCCGUGGCCAAGGAGAGGGCUCGACUGCAGCUGGAGCUGAGCAAAGUGCGGGAGGAGUUCAAGGAGCUGAAGGCACGGAAUGGCAAGAAGGAAGGGGACCUGCUGGCCGCACAGGCUCGCCUCAAGGACCUGGAGGCCCUGCUCAACUCCAAAGAGGCCGCGCUCACCACCGCCCUGGGGGAGAAGAGGAACCUGGAGAACGAAAUCCGGGACCUGAGAACACAAGUGUCCAAGCUGGAAGCCGCCCUGGGCGAGGUGAAGAAGCAGCUGCAGGAUGAGAUGCUGCGUCGGGUGGACGCCGAGAACCGUCUGCAGACGCUGAAGGAAGAACUCGACUUCCAGAAGAACAUUUACAGCGAGGAACUUCGCGAGACCAAGCGUCGCCAUGAGACCCGCUUGGUGGAGAUCGACAACGGCCGCCAGCAGGAGUUUGAGAGCAAGCUGGCUGAUGCCCUCCAGGACCUGCGGGCCCAGCACGAAUCCCAGGUCAGACUGUACAAGGAGGAGCUGGAGAAGACCUAUGGCUCCAAGCUGGAGAACGCCAAGCAGUCGGCGGAGAGGAACAGCAGCAUGGUGGGCGCCGCCCACGAAGAACUGCAGCAGUCGCGGAUCCGCAUCGACAGCCUGUCGGCCCAGCUCAGCCAGCUGCAGAAGCAGCUGGCUGCCAGGGAGUCGCAGCUGCGGGACCUGGAGGACGCGCUGGCCCGGGAGCGGGAGACCAGCCGACGCAUCCUGUCCGACAAGGAGCGGGAGAUGGCGGACAUGCGGGCCAGGAUGCAGCAUCAGCUGGACGAGUACCAGGAGCUGCUGGACAUCAAGCUGGCCCUGGACAUGGAGAUCCAAGCCUACCGCAAGCUGCUGGAGGGAGAGGAGGAGAGGCUGAGGCUGUCUCCAAGCCCCAGCUCCCAGAAGCGGGGCUCCAGGAUCCAUGUGAGCCACUCCACCACACCAGGCUCCUCCAAGAAGAGGAAGCUGGAGGACGGGGAGCGCCGGACGAGCUUCUCCCAACAUGCGAGGACCAGCGGUCGUGUGGCCGUGGAAGAGGUUGAUUUGGAAGGGAAAUUUGUCCGUCUCAGGAACAAGUCCAACGAGGACCAGGCGAUGGGAAGCUGGCAGAUCAAGCGUCAGAAUGGAGACGAGGCCCCCAUCAGCUACCGCUUCCCUCCCAAGUUCACCCUGAAGGCCGGCCAGGUGGUCACGAUCUGGGCUUCUGGAGCUGGCGCCACCCAUAGCCCUCCCACUGACAUGGUGUGGAAGGCCCAAAGCUCCUGGGGCUCUGGAGACAGCCUGCGAACCGCCCUGAUCAACUCCAGCGGAGAGGAGGUGGCCAUGAGGAAGCUGGUGCGCACGGUGAUCAUCAAUGACGAUGAGGAGGAUGAUGAUGACGAAGUCAGCGUCCACCACCGUCACCACCAUGCCCACUGCGGUGGCACAGGUGAUCCUGGCGAGUACAACCUGCGCUCCCGCACCGUGGUGUGCAGCACCUGUGGCCAGCCGGCAGAGAAAGCCAGCGGGGGCCAGAACGUCGCGGCUGGCUCCAUGUCCUCGGAAUCGUCCGCCUCCAGCCUCACCAUCACCCGCAGCUACCGCUCCCUUGGAGGGACUGGUGGGGGCAGCAGCGGCCUUGGGGAAAACCUGGUGACCAGGUCCUACAUCCUGGGUAACUCCAACCCACGCAGUCAGGGUCCUCAAAACUGCAGCAUCAUGUAACCAGCAGAGGGUGCUCUCCUUGCUGACAACCUGCCAUAUCAUGCUAUUCCCCCCCCGCCCAAGCCUAGAGAACCAUUUCCCCCCCCCUUUUUAAAACAAAGGGGGGUUUUUUUGUGUUUUUUCUACAGCAGAAAUUUUAUAUAUAGAUAUAUAUAUAAAAAUGCUAAAAGAUGCUUUGAUUUUUUUUAAGAAAAAGUCUAUUUCUAUAAAAAAAAAAAGCUUUUUCAGCUUCUAAAUUUUUUUAAAAACUAAAACCAAAGAGGUGAAAGAAUUGUGGCUACCAAAAAAAAGAGAAGGGAAAAAAAAAAAGAAAGAUUGUCGUUUAAUAGCUUUCUAGAUGUAUUUUUUGGCCAAAGCUUCUUAUGUAGGACUAGCUGCUGUAAAGCCACCAGAGCUGAAAUGCUGACCGCUGUUCCCCAGGGGCCGCGUUGCUCUCAGAACCAUGCACUUAGACCUGAUGGCAAAGCUCACUUGAAGUCAGUGGGCCUCACGCUGAUGUCCGUGAGCUUUGGUUCAGGCCCAGAAUCCUUUAGGAGGAGGAUCAGAUCAUCAGGCCUGUUUCUCAUAUAUGCUAAGGCCCUUUUACGUCACUCCUACAGCGGGAAGGGGCCUUCGAGUGGAUGGAACUGUAACUUACGAGCACUGCGGAAAAAAGACCUUGGUACAUUUCACCCAGUGGGCCUGAUUCUCACUGACAGCUCUGUGUCAGCUUCACAUUCUGUUUAAUCGCAUGGGGGCAUUAUCUUAAGCGCUCUCCUUUUGUCCCAUUUCCUCUGCUUAACUGCUGUUCCCCGACCAGCUGCUGCACUGCUAUAGCCAUGGGAGAUGCUGAUGAGUUUAAUUUUCGUACUGUACUGCUGUUAUUCAAUGCCACUUCUUUUUCUUCUAAAGGCAGCCAAGUCGUGCCUUAAAGGGUGAUACUGAUUGGGUGAGCUUAAUCAGAAAGGGAGAUGAUAGAGGAACGAGGAGUCCGGUUUAGAGAGCCUGAUAGCCCAGGAUCCAGUUCAGAGACCAAGGGCAGAGCGAUCAGGGAGACAGAAAGAGAGAGAGUUUCGGAAUGUGCUUGUUAUAAGCGUGGGACCAGAUAUCGACACCAGCCCUGACCAGAGCGACCUUUAAGGUGUCCAAGAGGCUGAGCAAAGCAGGUUGGGUCGUGGGGUUUAUUCUCAGUUAACGUGAGCCAGAUCCUCAGCUGGUGUGAAGCCUGCCUACCCCCGUUGCCUUACCGGAACUCACUGUCACCAACUGAGGCUAUGCUGUGUGUGAUUACGGUUGCACUAGCUGCUUCUUCUCCACUGCGGGUAUGAUCCUGCGUCGCACCCCACCCCUUCUGCUGACUUCAGUUGGAGUUUGGGGGGCACACCGGGGGGCAGGGUCAGACCCCAAGUCCACUAAGGAAUUGGGGGCUCACAUGGUUUGCAGGAGGACAGGUCUCUUCUCCACUCUGUAUUACACUAACUGCUUUGUUUUGGAGGCCUGUCUGAGCCCGGGAUGGAUCAAGACAGCUCAACAAGAUCCAUCCAGUCCAUUUGUCUUGUUGUGCUCAGUGGCUUUUGUUUUCCUGCAUGACACUGUCUGAGCCCACCGCAUGCCCCUCCUCCACCAUUGCCGGGUGGGGGAGCCCAGGGCAGCUCAGAGUAGAGUCAGCGUAGGGUUGUCCAGUCAAUGUUGUGUUGGCAAAGUGUUGCCUUUUAAAAUCCAACACUAAAAUAAAACCACCGCAAUCCCCGUAUCUAUUGAUCUUAUUGUCAUGGAGCCGCUACCACUGGCCAAGGCUUGUACCCACUACAGCGCCCGUCCUCUGCCCCACCACCUCCCUUCAGCGUCACCCACCUUGAUCCACUCUGCUGGGUGCCGAUCUCUGUUCCGCAGGGGACGUCCCGGCUUUGUCACUGUUAAGGUUUGGUUGCUGUAGGUGGAUCUGGCAAGGCCUUGUACUGUUAAUUGGAAAUGUUGCAAUAUUUCUGUUUUCCAAAAUCAAUACACCAGAGAACCUA